GAUUGACCUGUGUAUCUGCAGACUUCUUCUGGACUCUUUUCGUCUGCAUGCUGCCUUAAAGAAAAAAUGGCAGCGAAGCAUGCCAAGCCCAGUUUCAGUGAGUCUCAGGUGUCUGAGCUGGUGAAGAGGCUCUUCAACCUGACACCUGUGGAGAUUCGCUCGCUGCCCAGCUACGACGACCAGAACUUCUACGUGGCGCCCGCCGAGGGCGGCGAGUACGUCCUGAAGAUCAUGAACUCGGAGGACAGCAAGAACGCAGCCAUCAUCGAGGUCCAGACGUACGCCAUGUCCUUCCUGCACCAGAACGGGCUCCCGGCUCAAACCGCCGUGCCCAGCACCUCGGGAAAGCUCAUGAGUCUGGAAGACAUGGAUUGUGGCUAUGGCUGUCAGAAGUACCUGGUGCGGCUGUUGACUUAUUUACCUGGGGUCACCAUUUCUAAAGUUCCCUUAACUCCAAAGCUGUUGUACGAAACGGGAAAGACUGCAGCUAGAAUGGAUGAAAUCCUCCAGACGAUGGAGCACCCACACCUGGGCGUUCUGCAGAGGGAGAACUUCAUCUGGAGUCUGUCAAAUGUGGUCCUCCUGGAGCCGUACCUCAGAGUAUUAGAUGGAGAUCCUCUGCAGAAGCUGGUGACGUCUAUCAUCCAUCAGUACAAGACCUCCGUCGACCCCAAACGCUCCCAAUUCCGCAAGUGCAUUAAUCACGGCGACUUCAACGAUCUGAAUGUGCUUGUUCAGCCUGACGACGAUGGCGGACACAAGAUUUCCGGCAUCCUGGACUUUGGAGACAUGAACAGCGGCUACUACAUCCACGAGCUGGCCAUCGCUAUCAUGUACAUGAUGACCGAGCACCCAGAGCCCGUGGAGGUGGGCGGGCCGGUGCUUGCCGGCUGGGAAAGCGUCCUUCCCCUCAACGAGGCGGAGAAAGAUUGCCUGUACCUGCUCGUGCUGUCCCGCUUCUGCCAGUCGUUGGUUUUAGCCCGUUACUCUGUGACCCUGCAUCCCGAAAACACAGAGUACCUCAUGAUUUCCUCCAAGAGGGGGGUGCACAUCCUCAAGAAACUCUGGGAGCUUGGAAAGGAGCAUGUGGAAUCCGUCUGGUUUCAGAGUGCGGCCCGACUCGGCGAUAAAAUGUGAGAAACGCUGAGUAUGGAGAAAGCAGAAGGGAAGGUUCCACACAGCUUUCAUUCUUCUGAAUCAAAGACAGCUAAAGUUCAAAGAAAAAAUUGUCUUUGAACAGUACAGCAAUGCAAAUUUCAUAUCUAUCGUAUCAGACAAGGUGUAAGUGACUUUAAAUAUACUCCAAAGUACUUCAAAUGAGCUAAAAGGUUUUGAGCUUUUAAAUGGAAUCAUACUACCUCUCAAAAAAUGCAAAGCUCCACAUUAUAACGGUACAGAUACUGCCAGUGAUGGCAAUGAGUAAGAAGUUCCAUAUAAGUGGGGAAAUGGUUCACAUUUUGUAUUUCCAUAAAAGAUUCUCAAGCUAUUUUUUUCUUUCAAUACUAUUGUCUUCCUCUAAAGAAGACUGUUGGUGCUUUCUUGAUCUGGGUCCAAAUGAUAACACUAUCAUAAAUGGUAAAUUGACUGUACUUUUAACAAACUUUUGCUUGUGCUUAUGACCUCUAAGAGUUUGCUU
This is a messenger RNA of Menidia menidia (Atlantic silverside), 1636 nucleotides long. The record is from the annotation of a GenBank genome assembly. Lineage: Eukaryota; Metazoa; Chordata; Actinopteri; Atheriniformes; Atherinopsidae.